AUGCGCGCCCACAUUGCCCUCGUGGCGGUCACGCUCUCCGUCCUGCUGGGCACGAGCGUGCUCUGGUGCUCGUACCAGAUGCUGUCGCCAGAAGAGUCGAGCGACUUUGGGUGGACGACGGCGUUCCGACACGAGAUGAGCGUCGCCAGCAACGACCGCCUCUUGCGCCAAGAGACAGCGCGUGCGCCGGCCAAUGCGACGAGCGAAUAA
Messenger RNA from Saprolegnia diclina VS20, 210 nucleotides. RefSeq lists its product as hypothetical. The transcript has 2 exons. Bases 1 to 210 code for a protein of 69 amino acids. The record is from RefSeq and is a predicted model, not a curated record. NCBI's taxonomy places the organism in Eukaryota, Oomycota, Saprolegniomycetes, Saprolegniales, Saprolegniaceae.